Messenger RNA from Musa acuminata AAA Group (dessert banana), 1590 nucleotides. RefSeq names its product 26S proteasome non-ATPase regulatory subunit 13 homolog B-like. Lineage: Eukaryota; Viridiplantae; Streptophyta; Magnoliopsida; Zingiberales; Musaceae. The record is from RefSeq and is a predicted model, not a curated record. Gene Ontology annotation, molecular function: structural molecule activity. Gene Ontology annotation, cellular component: nucleus; cytosol; proteasome regulatory particle, lid subcomplex. The transcript is spliced from 6 exons. Gene Ontology annotation, biological process: ubiquitin-dependent protein catabolic process. Bases 6 to 1331 code for a protein of 441 amino acids.
UGCGUAUGAUCCAACCGGCUGCAAGAAAUAGGACAGCGGUGGUGGAUCCGUAUCUCGACGUCCACGCCGGAAUAGGGGAAGGGGAAAGGGAACACACGGGGUUUGAUGCUUCGCCGAGAAUCGUCUUCAAUCUCUUCUAUCCGAGGGUGAUGGCAGAUCCAUCGUUGACGGGGGCACUCCAAUACCUGGAAGCGCAGAGGCAUGCGCAGCCGGAGCUGGCCGAUUGGUACAGCGCCUUUGCGGAUCUGUACCAGCGGAAGCUAUGGCACCAGCUGACGCUCAAGCUCGAGCAGUUCGUUCGCUUGGCCGUCGUCCAGGCGGGUGAUUCCCUUAUACAACUAUAUCAUAACUUCAUUGCAGAAUUUGAGACAAAAAUCAAUCUCCUGAAGUUUGCACACUUUGCUGUUGUAGUAUCACAUCAGUAUUCAGAAAAAGAAGCUGCAAUCAGCUAUCUAGAUGGAAUAAUUGAGAAGUUGCAUGCCACAAGGGACUUGCAGAAUGAGGAAACUAUCGUUUAUGUAAAUAUGCAAAUAGCUGAAAUUAAUCUGGAAAUAGGAAAUCAAAAGGAGUGCAAAAGGCUUCUGGAACAGGGGAAGAGUACACUAGAUAGCAUGACUGACAUUGAUCCAUCGGUUCAUGCUAAGUAUUAUUGGAUGUCCUCUCAGUAUCAUAAAUCUCGUCAAGAGUUUGCUGAGUUCUAUAAGAGCACUCUCCUUCAUUUGGCCUACACUACAGUAGAGACACUUUCGGAAUCAUUCAAGUUGGAUUUGGCAUUUGAUCUGUCCCUUUCUGCCUUGCUCGGUGAUAACGUAUUCAAUUUCGGGGAAUUGCUUGCUCAUCCAAUUAUCAAUAGUCUGACUGGGACCAAUGUGGAGUGGCUUUACCAUAUCCUUCAUGCUUUUAACAGUGGAAACCUACUUCGCUAUCAAGAACUUUGUCGUGUACAUAAUAUCGCUUUAUGUGCACAGCCGGCAUUAGUGGAGAAUGAGAAGAAACUACUUGAAAAAAUUAAUAUUUUAUGUUUGAUGGAAAUCAUCUCAAGUCGGCCAUCUGAAGAUCGAACCAUUCCAUUGAGUGUCAUUGCUGAACGAACUAAACUUUCGAUUGAGGAUGUGGAAUAUCUUCUUAUGAAAAGCCUCUCCGUUCACCUCAUCGAAGGCAUAAUUGAUCAAGUGGAGGGCACAGUCCAUGUUUCCUGGGUGCAGCCGAGGGUUUUGGGAAUUCCUCAAAUAAGUUCUCUGCGUGAUCGGCUGGAUACCUGGGUGGGAAAGGUGCGGCAAGCCUUGUUGUCGGUCGAAGCCGAGACACCUGAUCUGGUGGCUUGUGCCUGAUGCGCAAGAGAGAAAAGGUGUUUCUGUAGCCUUGUGCCAUGGUUUUGUUGAUGACUUUUGUACGCAGCUGAAUCUGUAUUCUGCUAAGUUUUCAGGAUUUCUCUGAACUUAAAGAGGGCACAAACAAGAUAUGACUUGAGUUCCAAGUUCCUAGGCGGGUGACAUCUCGUAGCCAGAUGAUAAAUUUUACUUGUGAUUCAGGAACAAUGUUCCCUGUUGAACAUUUAUGCAGAAAAUGCCAUUCGUUUUUACAUCUCUA